UUUAGUUUAUGCAUACCUCGUAGUUUUAUGCCUUUGUCCUCAGAAAAUCAGUGCAACUGUGUUUUUGUCCUCAUUUCAGAAAGUAAAACAAAUGUAUUAUAUUCAUCACACAGAUAUUUAAAACCUUUAUUUCUUGUAGUUUUGACGUUUCUGACUCAUAAAUAAUAAAACCCCUCAGAACAUCAGAGUAUUACGUCAAUAAAAUAUGAUAUUUUAAACAGAAAUGUCAGGUAACAUAUUCAGUAAAGCAGUUUUACGCCCCGACGUGUUUCCGGCUGUAAUGACGUCAGUUUCUCUCUCCGCUUUAAACGCCGCUUCAGCUCAGAGUGGACCGUUAUGCUGCGUUCACGUGAUCCCGGAAUUUCUAUUAUCAUCUUGAAGUAAACGUUUAAAAUGGAGCACUGCGGUCGCCCUGGAUGACAAUUAGGGUGGACAGUCUAGGAUUAUAUUAUAUAGACAUUUUGAGUCACUAAAUUAAAACAUACCGCAACUUGUUAGCUUUACACGCCAAGUUUGAUUAAAAAGAAACUACGUUUUUACAUGGAUGUAAUCAUUAACUGUGCUAUAUACUUUAAUUGUCAACGUGCAGCAACAUUUUAACAUUAACUUAUCAAAUCCAGUUGUCAACUAUCCCGAGUUGUUCUUGUUCUAAUCUAACAAGUGAACGGAGGACAUUUGAAUCGUAAUUCUCUAUUCCCCAGUAACACUGAACGCAGCACCAGCUUCUGUAGGACUAGCUUGGUGUAUUUUGUCCUAAGCAGGCGGCCGUAGUUGACACCUGGAACAUAAAGAGUAAUGUGAGAAAUGGCGACGUUGUUUCGGGAAUAAUCCAGAAUACCGUCAGCAAUCGAAGAAACAAUCAAAGUUUUUCCGUCGUCAUGGACGCGACUUGCUGCGACGCCGCCGUGACUCCGCCCUCUCUGACCGUCCAGGUGUGUUUUCCCGGCGUCCGCGCUGCCGUUCUGGACAACCUGAACCGGCAGCGUGAGGAAGGCCGGCUGUGCGACCUUUCCAUCCAGGUUCAAGGUCAGGUGUUCAGGGCCCAUCGCUGCGUCCUCGCUGCAUCCUCGCCUUACUUCCACGACCAGGUGUUGCUGAAGAACGUAACGACGGUGUCGCUUCCCUCCGUCUUGGACCCGGUCGCCUUCCAGAGUGUCCUGAGUUCUGCCUACACCGGCCAGCUGAGCAUCAUCCACGACGACAUCGUCAACUACGUCACCGUGGCCAGCUUCCUCCAGAUGUGGCACAUCGUCGACAAAUGCACCGAGAUCCUGAAGCGGCCGCGUCCGUCGGCGGAGCCCGAGAAGGAAGACAUGCGGCAAAUGUCUCCAGGCCGGGAAUCGAACCUGCGAACACCAAGUCCUCAAUAUUUUGAUAUGUACAGCAUUUUGAUAACAACUGAAGAUCUUCGGGUUCCAGGCGGCGCUGAGGAUGGCGGGCGUUCCGCUGGGAGGCAGACUCUGGAUCUGAUGAAGGACAGACUCCAGAGAGACGACCCGUCCUCUCAGGUCCCUGCCGGCGGGCCGGGCGCUCCGGGUCCGCCGUGCGGCUCCUGGCCCGACGAAGAGGAGGAAGAUGAUGGAGACGUAGACUUGGAGUGCUUCGGCUCGUUCGAUGAGAUCGAGGACGGGACGGGACACGUCUCCCAGCGUCCUCUGCUGUCCCCAGACUUCAACAUGGCGGAUGGGAACUGGCCGUCGUCCUCCGCCGCGUUUCCCCCGCCGCCUCCCUCCCCGCCGACGCCGUCCUCCUCGUCCUCGGCGUCCGGCGGCGGCGGCUACGCGGGGAAGGUCCACCUGUGCCACUGCGGGAAGGCGUACACGCUGAAGAGCAUGCGGGACCGCCACGUGAAGAUGCAGCACCUCAACCUGCGGCCGUUCGGCUGCCCCGUCUGCACCAAGUCCUUCAAGAUGAAGCACCACCUGACCAAGCACCUGAAGACCCACGGCGGCCUGCGGCCCUACGAGUGCAGCCUGUGUGGGAAGAAGGUGGUGUGGAGAGACAGCUUCCUGCGCCACCAGGCGCGGUGCCAGAGGCUGGCCUCUGCGGGCGGCGCCACGGCGGCGCAGCUGGAGGACAGAUAUGGGUUGGGGUUUGAUGACGGGGAAGUGUUUGUGGCGGCGGGACAGGUGAAGGUGGAGGACGAUGGGAUGGGCGGACUGCUGGGCGACGUUCCCGGCAUCCUGGGAGCGCCGCCUCAGGAUCUGGGCUCUGUUGGUCACGUCUUCAAGGAGGAAGCAGCCGAGCGAUUCAGCGAGAGCUAAAAGUGAUGAAAGGCUGCAGGAAUCCUGAGCUCUGCUGUCAAUUUCCUCUUUGGAAAUUAAUUUGCUUUUUGCACAUAAGUUAUUAAUUUGAACUGAAAUAAAUGUAGUAAAAUGUUUUUCUGUCA
Messenger RNA from Poecilia reticulata (guppy), 2389 nucleotides. NCBI's taxonomy places the organism in Eukaryota, Metazoa, Chordata, Actinopteri, Cyprinodontiformes, Poeciliidae. The record is from RefSeq and is a predicted model, not a curated record.